AUGGUUAAGCAAACUAUUCAAAUCUUUGCACGUGUGAAACCGACAAAGAAACGAUACUCGGUUACUAACGGGGCGAAUGGCCUCCGGGUUCAGAUCGCUGCCAUUUGCGGGCUUGUGAAACUGAGCCGGAGCCGAAAGCGCGGCGCGCGCACUCUCGGUUCUGGGCAAUGGCUGCUCGCUGAAAGCCGAGACCGUCUGAUUUAUGUGAGAGAACCCACCUCGGGGUACUUUGUGGACUGUGAGGAGCAAGGCAGUAGUUUGGAGUUUGUUGUUCCCAGAGACUUGGCGGAUGGUUUUAUCAACAAUAAGAGGGAAAACUACAAUUUCAGGUUUCAGAAGGUUUUUGACCAAACAGCUAAUCAAGAGGAAAUCUUUGAGACCAUUGCAAAGCCUGUUGCUGAUAACUGUCAGAUCAACAAACCGCCAAUAAACUGCAGUGGCCGGCCCGCUGAACUGCCCAACAGAUGA
This is a messenger RNA of Rhinichthys klamathensis goyatoka, 468 nucleotides long. RefSeq names its product kinesin-like protein KIF6. The transcript has 3 exons. Bases 1 to 468 code for a protein of 155 amino acids. The record is from RefSeq and is a predicted model, not a curated record. NCBI's taxonomy places the organism in Eukaryota, Metazoa, Chordata, Actinopteri, Cypriniformes, Leuciscidae.